CGCAAGGACUUUUCUCUCUUGCGUCUGGACGCUCGUGCAGCCGCAGUGGUCAACGGAUACCGGAGACGCUUCGCGGAAAAAUGCUCCCGUUAUCCAUCAAAGAUGACGAGUACAAGCCUACCAAGUUCAACCUGGUCGUCAAAUUAUCGAGCUGGUUCAGAUCAAUUCUUGCAGAUAAGACCUCUCGCAAUCUGUUUUUCUUCCUGUGUUUGAAUCUCUCCUUCGCAUUCGUGGAGCUCCUGUAUGGGAUAUGGAGUAACAGUUUAGGUUUGAUAUCCGAUUCCUUUCACAUGUUCUUCGACUGCACCGCUCUCCUGGCAGGCCUCGCAGCAUCAGUCAUCUCACGGUGGAGGUCCAAUGAUUCCUUCUCAUACGGGUAUGUCAGAGCAGAAGUUCUGGCGGGCUUCGUGAACGGCCUGUUUCUGAUCUUUACUGCCUUUUUUAUCUUCUCAGAGGGUGUAGAGAGGGCGCUAGAACCUCCAGAUGUGCACCACGACAGAUUACUGCCGGUGUCUAUAGCAGGACUGUUGGUGAAUCUUGUAGGAGUAUUUGUUUUUCAACACGGUGGACAUGGACACUCUCAUGGGGGCGAAGGUCAUGGGCACAGUCAUUCCCUUUUUAAUGGCAAUGCGGGACAUGAACACAGUCAUGGCGAACACAGUCAUGGCGGACAUGGUCACGGAGGCCACGGUCACAGUCAUGAGUCCAAGCACGGACAUGAUCACGGUCACUCGCACGGAGGACAUGAAGAUUCAUGUCAUGAUGACCAGUUGCUCAUGCCGGGAACAGGCUCCAGCAAGCAGAUAUUACAAGGUGUUUUUCUGCACAUUGUUGCGGACACGCUGGGCAGCGUCGGUGUCAUAAUAUCAGCCAUCCUGAUGCAGAAAUACGACCUGAUGAUCGCGGACCCCAUCUGCUCCAUGCUCAUCUCCAUUCUCAUCGGCGUGAGUGUGGUCCCACUGCUUAGGGAAUCCAUUGGGAUCCUGAUGCAACGGACACCUCCGUCUCUGGACCAAGCCCUUCCUGAGUGCUACCAAAGGGUUCAGCAUCUUCAGGGCGUUUACAAUCUUCAAGAGCCUCAUUUCUGGACGCUAUGCACGGACGUAUACAUCGGCACACUCAAACUCCUCGUGGCACCUGACGCCGAUACAAGAUGGAUCCUGAGCCAGACGCACAACAUUUUCACUCAGGUUGGCGUCAGACAGCUGUAUGUUCAGAUGGACGUCGCUGCCAUGUAGGAGUCCGCCGCAUUUCUCCUGAUCUUUUGGGAGUCCUGGGACCAAAGGCCUUCUGUGCUGCUGUGGGGAAUUUCUCCACCACAACCCAUCUCUCUUUGGGUUUCUGUUGCUCCACCUCCCUCUUGGAUUAAGAUGGAGCUGGGGCAGUCCAGCAGUCUGACUCCGCUCUUACCAGAAAAACGAUGACGAAAAUAACAACUGACCAGCUAUGUGUUGUUUCGGAGGGAGGCAGGGACUCGCAACGUUGACGUUGCCAACACAUCACCCUGGCGGUCAUUUGAAGUUCGUUCUUUGAAGUUCCCCUUUGCUUUUUUUAUAAUCCCACGGACGGUUUAUUUUUCCUGUUAAUUAUGCGUUAUCAAAAUGAGGUUUUAAUUAUUGGUUGUAUGAGUGCGGAGAUCAUUGGACGUUUGUAAAAAUUACAUAACUGUGUAGGAUUCAUUGACUGUAUGUGUGUUUUUCUCCUGCUUUUUUUCUGUUGCACAGUUGUAAAGAAGUGCAGGAUGCCAUUAUCAACAGAUUUGUCUGCAUUUCUUAAGUGCCUUUGUGAAAGCGAUUAUGGACAAUCGCUUAAACCGUAUUUGAUUGCCAACACAAAUGAAAUGAAAACUGGAAGUUUUUUGACUGGCCGGGUACAAUUAAAACAUUCCUUUUGCAUUAGGCUUGCUGUUUAUUGCAUGGUGUAAAAUUGGAUCGAGAAAGCACCCAAAAUGGCACUAGCUGUAUAAACCAUAGAUCUGAUGACUGACAAAUACUGUAAAACAAUCCAUGUUUUUUAUUUGAAAGUCAACCACAAUUGGCAAGUUCAGCACAAGUUCUUGUUUUCCAUUUUGAAAUGGGCAAUUUUAUUAAUAGGAAUAUAAUUUCUGCCUGAAAAUUAGCAUGGCCUAAAGAGAUUCUGUCAUCUCUCAUUCGCAUGUAAUUUCAAACCUGUUUGACUUCUUCAGAACACAAAAGUAGAUAUUUUGAAGAAUGUUGGUAACCAAACAAUGGAGGUACCCAAUGAUUUCUAUAGAUUGAACACAAAACAAAUGCAAGUCAACAGGUACCGCCAUAUUCAUUUUGGGGUUUAUAACUGUAAAUCUGGGAUAUGAAAAAUAAAUAAGCGUAUGAGAGUAAUUCUGUUCAAUGCUAGGAAGUGAUGUAUAUGGAUCGGAUUUGUCUAAAACGCAUUUUAAGGUCUUGAAAUAAUAUAAGACUUUCAGUAUUUAUCCUUUAUCAAACACAAUAAAACAUUUAUUUGCCAGCUUUGCAGGAUUCUACCAACAUGUUUUUAUAAUUGUAAGGAAAUAUUGAAAAUGUCCACUAGACAUUGUAUUUCUUUAAUAUUUUUAAAACAUCGAUAAUAAUCCCUGCCAUUAAAUUAAUGCAAAGAUGGCAUUCUCUUUCCUUUUUAUUUUCCUUCUAAAGAUGAGAAGUUGUUCCAAAUCUGUAUCAAUUUCUUUGUUCUGAUGAACACAAAGAUUUUUGGAAGAAUUCUUGCGACCAAAGAGUUCUUGGACCACAUUGACUACCAUAGUAGGAAAAAUAAGUAUAUACAUUUUUUCGUUCUGUUGAACACAAAAUAUAUUUUGAAGAAUGUAGGAAAGGUCUGGGCCACUUUUGACCACCAUUGUAAUUUUUCCUACUAUGGUGUCCAUGAACUGUUUAGUCACACGCAUUCUUCCAAAUGUCCCAAUCAUCAGAACAAGGAAAUUUAUACAGAUUCCGUACACCUUGAGUGUAAUUCAUGACAGAAUUGUUAUUUUUGGGUUUAAAAGUAAACCUCCAAUAUGCCAUCAAUUUACAAAAAUGCAAUACACCUGAAGAAUAUUUCUUGAAAAUAUGUUAAACGCAAACAUAUGCAGUUUGACCCUAAACAGGGCCAAUAAAUGUCUGUGAAAUGUAAAAAAAUCGCUGAGAAUUUGUAGGUUUGCUAUGUUAACAGAGUAAAAGCUGUGAAGCCAAAAAUGCAACACAUGAUCUCAAGUUUGUACAAAUAAACCAGACUGAAGCAGA
This is a messenger RNA of Triplophysa dalaica, 3236 nucleotides long. It is a transcript of the gene slc30a7, whose product is annotated as solute carrier family 30 member 7. Gene Ontology annotation, cellular component: membrane; Golgi apparatus. The transcript has 11 exons. The record is from RefSeq and is a predicted model, not a curated record. Gene Ontology annotation, biological process: zinc ion transport; intracellular zinc ion homeostasis; transmembrane transport. NCBI's taxonomy places the organism in Eukaryota, Metazoa, Chordata, Actinopteri, Cypriniformes, Nemacheilidae. The coding region runs from base 81 to 1238 and encodes 385 amino acids. Gene Ontology annotation, molecular function: zinc ion transmembrane transporter activity.